Fusarium falciforme is the source of this 1155-nucleotide messenger RNA. RefSeq lists its product as hypothetical. The transcript has 3 exons. NCBI's taxonomy places the organism in Eukaryota, Fungi, Ascomycota, Sordariomycetes, Hypocreales, Nectriaceae. The record is from RefSeq and is a predicted model, not a curated record. Bases 7 to 1155 code for a protein of 382 amino acids.
CUCACCAUGUGCGACGCCAAUCCCGUGGAAAUAUCCCACCUGACUGAAGUGAUUCGCCAAGUGCAAUCACUGCGCGAUGAUUUCAACAGCUCGCAGCGACGGCUUGAGUCUUACUUUCGUACCAACCAGGAUGAGAUGAAUCGUAUCGGAUCCUGUCUAUCACAGGUCUUGCAGUGUUUCCAAACAUGCACACUUCCACGCAACGCAUUUAUCGAAGAGUCUCCUGACUCGAUAUCGAGCGACGAUGAACGGGAUGAGAAGCCGAAGGAUGAGAACCGUUGUCCCCAUCCAGACUGUUUGGGCCGCGAUAAGCGUUUUCAAUCGCCAUCGAAUCUCUAUCGACAUUAUACCACCCACGCUCCAUUUGGUCCAUCCGAUGCUCUACCCGCCGCUCCGUCUGAUCAGUCUAACCCGUCCGAUGCUCUACCCGCCGCUCCGUCUGGUCCGUCCGAUGCGUCCGAUGCUCUACCCGCCGCUCCGUCUUAUCCGUCCGAUGCGUCCGAUGCUCUACCCGCCGCUCCGUCUGAUCAGUCUAACCCGUCCGAUGCUCUACCCGCCGCUCCGUCUGAUCAGUCUAAUCCGUCCGAUGCUCUACCCGCCGCUCCGUCUGAUCAGUCUAAUCCGUCCGAUGCUCUACCCGCCGCUCCGUCUGAUCAGUCUAAUCCGUCCGAUGCUCUACCAGCCGAUUCUCUGCCUGUCGCAACUCAUGAGCUUCUGCCUCCUCGCGGUCGUCCGGACGGAGUCCCUGAUCCAUCUUAUGGUCUAGACCGAGCUGCGAUAAGCAAUUACAACAUGGCAUGGGAAGGCCAGAUGCCCCAUGAGCUUCUGCCUCCUCGCAGUCGUCCGGACGGAGUCCCUGAUCCAUCUUAUGGUCUAGACCGAGCUGCGAUAAGCAAUUACAACAUGGCAUGGGAAGGCCAGAUGCCCCAUGAGCCCCUGCCUUCCAGCAGUCGUCCGGACGGAGUCCCUGAUCCAUCUUAUGGUCUAGACCGAGCUGCGAUAAGCAAUUACAACAUGGCAUGGGAAGGCCAGAUACCUCAUGUAAAUACAUUCAGCAGUGCUCUAGAUACUCAUGAGGGCUUCACAACAUUCAUUCACCAGACUAUGACCGCGGGCAAAACUCCUGCUAUGGUACCCGCUCAGCAGCCUAUAUAG